Molecule: messenger RNA, 915 nt
Organism: Lichtheimia ornata
Lineage: Eukaryota; Fungi; Mucoromycota; Mucoromycetes; Mucorales; Lichtheimiaceae
Product: urate oxidase
Exons: 2
Coding region: 1-915 (304 amino acids)
Biological process (GO): urate catabolic process; purine nucleobase catabolic process
Cellular component (GO): peroxisome
Molecular function (GO): urate oxidase activity
Source: RefSeq, a predicted model, not a curated record
AUGUCUAACAACAACGUUUACCUCAAGACCGCCCGCUAUGGCAAGGAUCUCGUUCGCCUUCUCCGUGUCUACCGUGAGGGUGAGGUUCAACGCUGCACUGAGUUGACUGUCAGACUUCUUCUUGAAGGUGAUAUUGAGACCUCCUACACCAAGGCUGACAACUCUGUUGUCGUUACCACUGAUACUUGCAAGAACACCGUCAACAUUCUUGCCAAGCGCAGCCAAAACGUCGACAACAUUGAAGUCUUUGCCCAAGAGAUCACUUCCCACAUGCUCAACAAGUACCACUGGAUCUCCAGCGCUCACGUUGAUAUCAUCAAGCACAAGUGGACUCGUUUGAACGUCCAAGGCAAGCCCCACCCCCACUCCUUUGUCCGUGAUGGUGAGGAUGUUUCCACCACCAAGGUUGAUCACUACCGCCAAGGUGACAAGAUCCACAUCAAGUCCGGUCUUGCUAAGCUUUUGGUCUUGAAGACCACUGGCUCUGCUUUCCACGGCUUCCACAAGGAUGACUUUACCAUCCUUCCUGAAGUUUGGGAUCGUAUCUUCUCCACUGCUGUUGACUGCACCUGGACUUUCACCUCCAACUCCGCUGCUGUUCUCCGUAACAUCAACUACCCCGCCAUUCACGCUGGUGUUCGUGAAAUCACUACUGACACUUUCGCCACUGAUGACUCUGCUUCCGUUCAAGCUACCAUGUACCUCAUGCAAAACCGCAUCCUUGAGCGUUUCCCUGAAAUCGCCGAAGUUUACUAUGCCCUCCCCAACAAGCACUACGUUGGCAUGGACUUCUCCAAGUUCACCAAGCUCAACAUUGACAACUCUGGCAAGAACAUGGAUAUCUACUAUCCCCAACCCGAUCCCUCUGGUCUCAUCACUGCCACUGCUUCCCGCAAGAACCUUGCCAAGUUGUAA